This is a messenger RNA of Beauveria bassiana ARSEF 2860, 1644 nucleotides long. RefSeq names its product NLI interacting factor-like phosphatase. The record is from RefSeq and is a predicted model, not a curated record. Gene Ontology annotation, molecular function: phosphoprotein phosphatase activity. NCBI's taxonomy places the organism in Eukaryota, Fungi, Ascomycota, Sordariomycetes, Hypocreales, Cordycipitaceae. The transcript is spliced from 2 exons. Bases 1 to 1644 code for a protein of 547 amino acids.
AUGCUGUCACGGCUCGUCCUGGCGCCCCGUGUGGGCAUGGCCAGUCUGGCCCGACAAGCCGCCGUUCCCAGCGUGCGCACCCGUGCAGCCAUCAAUGGGCCCUCGGCGCUCCUCGCCAGAGCCUACUCGCAAGAGAACAACAACAAGAACAGAGCCUCGCAUCCCAAAAAGGACGCUGCACCAGGCGCAAAUAAGGGCCCUGCCGCCAGCGAGGAAGCUUCUUCAUCGCAGAAGUCGGCUGAGGCUUCAUCGUCGCAGCAGCAACCCAAGGAUGCUUCUUCUGCAAAGGCCGAGUCGUCAGCUGAUUCCGCCAAGGAGCCCGAGCAAAUACCUUUCCACAAGCUCCCCGAUCUGACGCAAGGCAUCCCCUCAACCUUUGCGCAGGAAAUGGCCGAAAAGGCUGGUAAAAGGCCCUCGUCGUAUCUUCAGACGAUCGAAGAAGAAGAGAGCUCCACCUCCCGCGAAAGACGCGACCCUUACGAUUCGUACGAGUCAACGCAUCAGCUCAAUCGCCGAAAAUAUACACGAGUCGCGCUGGCUCUGGCCGCCAUCGGUGGUGUCGGCACUUUGGUCUACAUGGGUCGCAAUUGGGAAGACUCGGUUGAUAUUCAACGGCAUCCUGAUGCGCCUAACGGCUGGGGUGUCGGUCUAUGGUGGGACAGAGUCAAGGCUCGCACGACCGAGUCCGUCACAUACUACCAAGAGCCAGCCUUUGACAAGCUGCUACCAGACCCUCAGCCAUACUUUGCGCGCCCAUACACGCUGUGCUUGAGCUUGGACGAGCUCCUUGUUCAUAGCGAAUGGUCUCGCGAGUAUGGCUGGCGAGUCGCCAAACGCCCCGGCCUCGACUACUUCCUCCUCUACCUAUCCCAGUACUAUGAGCUGGUUCUCUUCACCACAGCCUCCAGCGUCAUGGCCGAAAACGUCCUGCAGAAGCUAGACCCUCACCAUAUUGUCAUGUGGAGACUAUACCGCGAAGCUACCAAGUUUGAGGACGGUGAAAUCGUCAAGGAUCUCUCCUACCUUAAUCGCGACUUGUCCAAGGUCAUCAUGAUCGACACAGAUGCGAAACUCGUGCGCAAACAACCCGAAAACGCCAUCAUCCUCCCUCCCUGGAAGGGCAACUCUUCCGACCGCGGCCUCAUCAACCUGAUUCCCUUCCUCGAGUACAUUCAUACCAUGGAAUACGAUGACGUCCGCCGCGUCAUCAAGUCCUUUGAAGGCAAGGACAUAGCCGAAGAGUUUGCGCGCCGCGAGGCCCUCAUGCGCCGCGAGUUUGAGAAGCGCAACAAGUCGGAGCGCAAGCCCAAGGUCUCUGGCAUGGCCGCCCUCGGCAACAUGGUCGGCCUCAAGCCCGGAAACAUGAGCAUGAUGCAGCCUGAGGGCGAGCAGAGCGCCAGCGAGGCCUUUGCCCAGGGCAAGAUGCUCCAGGACAUUGCGCGCGAGCGCGGCCAGCGCAACUACGAAUUCAUGGCGCAGAAUAUCCGCGAAAACGGCGAGAAGUGGCUCCAGGAGGAAAAGGAAAUGAUGGAAAAGGCCCAGCAAGAGGCCAUGAGCAACAUGAUGGGCUCCUUUGGCGGCUGGUUCGGUGUUGGCAAACCCGCCGAUGGCGCCGCCGCCACCGGUUCCGACGCCAAGAAAUAA